Molecule: messenger RNA, 1005 nt
Organism: Pseudozyma hubeiensis SY62
Lineage: Eukaryota; Fungi; Basidiomycota; Ustilaginomycetes; Ustilaginales; Ustilaginaceae
Exons: 1
Coding region: 1-1005 (334 amino acids)
Source: RefSeq, a predicted model, not a curated record
AUGGAACCGGCAUCUUCCUCCUCCAGAUCAGGAUCAUCCUCCUCACCAUGGACCGAGGAAGCCGGCUUCUCUAUCGACACGCUCAGCAGCGUCUCAGAGGCCUCAACGGGCACGGCAGAAAAGCCACCACCUCCUAACCGCAGACCACACGCUCCUCCACGCUCGAGACUGUCCAAGGCCUUCCGUUCUCCCCUCAAGCAAAGCCAGUCGCAGCAAAGCAUGGAGUCGUCGACAAUUCCGCCCGCAUCGUCGAAAGAGCAUUCACCCGAGAGAGCAGGUGCCCAGAACGACUGCUCCUCAUCGUCCGCCAGCAUCCGCAAGCAGCGCCAAGCGCUCGAGGCGAGGCUCCUCAUGCUACAGCAGGCCAACCAAUGCCUCAGAGACAACGCUUUCGCAGUCUUGCCGCAAGACAUCGCCCGUUGGCGCGAAGCCGGCCAGGCGGCAGCACAAGACCUCUGGAAGAUGACCGGAGCCGACGCCGGGGAUUGGUCAGGACUGAGCAGCAUCCCAUCUCGCGGCGAUUACGGACUCGAAUCGCCUCCCUCUUCCUUGGCCGAGACGUCGGGUCCAUCAAAACGCAGAGGAGCCGACUCACCUGAACCUUCACAUCCGCCUCUUCUCCUGCGCAGACGACGUCUUCACUCGCCAGGGGCUGACGAACAAGCUGCUGCGCUCCUGUCAACCGAUGAGCAACCAUCACAAUCGAAAGGCGAAGACAGCCAAGGCGCUGCUUCCGAGGCUUCGCUGCCAGAGCUUUCUGAGCUGUUGCGCCGGUCUCAGUCGGUCCUCGGAGCGUCGUCUACACCGAAACAGCGACAGAGCAUUCUUCCGAUUCACAACGAUGGCACAACACCGUCUUCUCAGUACGCUAGCAGCGGCAAAGGCAUUGAGCGUAAAUGGAACAUCGGUAGCAUGCUCGAUAUGCUCGGUGCGGACAAAGCGACUCUGUCUUGGGAUGUCGACGAGGAGGACUUUGUCGAUUCGCUGAAAGUCAAAACGAGCUGA